AUGUUAGAGAACUACAGACCUGUAUCUCUCCUUCCCUUCAUUGUCAAGACUCUUGAACUUGUAUUUUUUGACCAGCUCUCCUCCUUCUGCACACAAAAUCACCUCCCGGACAGCAACCAGUCUGGUUUCAAGAGUGGUCACUCUCCCGAAACUGCACUGCUCUCAGUCAUUGAAGCCCUAAGGCAGGCAAGGGCGGCCUCCAAAUCAUUUGUACUGAUCCUACUGGAUCUAUCUGCCGCUUUUGACACUGUCAAUCCCCACAUCCUCCUGUUGACCCUGAAGGCUAUGGGUGUCUCUGGUACAGCGCAACUGUGGUUCAGGUCUUACCUCUCAGCUCGUCUGCCCGUUCCUGAUAUUAGCAGAGACUCUACACAAAACUCUUCAUCAGUCUCAAAAUGUGUGGUGUUGUGUUCAGUGUUUAAUGUGAGAGAUGUGAGUCUGUCCUGGUAUAAAGGAAACAGUUUAUUGUCCAUCAUCAGUGUGUCUGAUCUCAACAUCAGACUCUCUCUAUCUCUGGAGGUUGAAUAUCAGGAUACAAACACAUACAGAUGUGUACUCAACAAUACCAUCACAAACCAAACUCAACAUCUCAACAUCACUCAACUCUGUCAGCCGUGUUCAGCUCUCACCUUCAUUCUGCUCCGUUGUGUUUUUGUUGGAUGUCUGAUGAUUGUAGCGUCAGUUCUAAUCUUCUGGAUCUAUAGGAAACGCAGAAACACACAGCAACAGGUUCAAACCAGAGAAGAGGAAAUCACUUAUGCAAAUAUUCUAUUAAAGAGCAGCAAAUAAACCGGUGAGAUCAUUUAUUACUGUUUAUAGGAUUACCUGAAAUAUGA
Messenger RNA from Misgurnus anguillicaudatus (oriental weatherfish), 836 nucleotides. NCBI's taxonomy places the organism in Eukaryota, Metazoa, Chordata, Actinopteri, Cypriniformes, Cobitidae. The record is from RefSeq and is a predicted model, not a curated record.